AUGACCUUCUACCACAACGGGGUCGAGGGUGAGCCGGAAAUCGAGUGCGGUCCCACCUCAGUUAUUAUCAAUUUCAACACGAGAAACAAGUUUGAGGGACAGGUCUACGUCAAGGGGCUUUUCGACAAGGAAGAGUGCCGAAAUGCAGAAGGCGGUCGUGAGGUUGCCGGAAUCGAGCUCCCCUUCGAUACUUGCAACGUCGCACGAACUCGUUCUUUGAACCCUCGCGGAAUUUUUGUAACCACCACCGUGGUCAUCUCCUUCCACCCGCAGUUUAUCACCAAGGUAGACCGGGCCUACCGUAUCCAAUGCUUCUACAUGGAGGCUGACAAGACGGUUUCGACGCAAUUGGAAGUGUCUGAGAUCACUACGGCUCUGCAGACACAGGUGGUGCCAAUGCCCAUUUGCAAAUACGAGAUUUUGGAUGGUGGUCCAACUGGAGAACCCGUUCAAUUUGCGACCAUUGGACAGCAGGUGUACCACAAAUGGACGUGCGACUCCGAGACGACAGACACAUUCUGUGCCGUUGUCCACUCGUGUACUGUUGACGAUGGAAAUGGAGAUACCGUACAGAUCCUCAACGAGGAGGGCUGCGCGCUGGACAAAUUCUUGCUCAACAACCUCGAAUAUCCGACAGACCUAAUGGCCGGACAAGAAGCUCACGUUUAUAAAUAUGCCGAUCGAUCGCAGUUGUUCUACCAGUGUCAGAUCUCUAUCACGAUCAAGGAGCCCAAUUCCGAAUGCCCACGCCCACAAUGCCCUGAGCCGACCGGCUUCAACGCCAAGAAGCAGACCCCGAUCACCCCAUCUGGCCAACGGCAGGAGAGCCCAAGCUUCUUCAGGCUAGUU
Molecule: messenger RNA, 849 nt
Organism: Mesorhabditis spiculigera
Lineage: Eukaryota; Metazoa; Nematoda; Chromadorea; Rhabditida; Rhabditidae
Source: the annotation of a GenBank genome assembly